Gloeophyllum trabeum ATCC 11539 is the source of this 1847-nucleotide messenger RNA. RefSeq names its product DUF1793-domain-containing protein. Lineage: Eukaryota; Fungi; Basidiomycota; Agaricomycetes; Gloeophyllales; Gloeophyllaceae. Bases 286 to 1728 code for a protein of 480 amino acids. The transcript is spliced from 12 exons. The record is from RefSeq and is a predicted model, not a curated record.
GGAGAGCUCUGAGUCGGAUCUGAACAUACCUCCCUUCAAGUUGGACGUUGAACCGCUUGAGGUCAUCAAGUACCUCAUAGAAGUGAGUGACUCCGCUCCAGCUAUGAAGAGCUUGAUCAUGCGCAGAUCGCCGCCAUCUUCUACUUAUGGAAACUGAACGAAACACUCGGGCCAAGAUGCCAUUGUGAAGUACGCCAGGUUUUGGUGUUUCGAACUCAUGAGGGGAAGCGAAACACUGCAGCAGGCACUCAGAGUCAACCCAUCCGACUCUAUCUUCGAUUGUAUAUGGACGCUGCUGGUCUUACCAACGACGAGAAACAGGCACACCUCUCGGAGGACCUCCAGGUCCUGCACAUCGUCCCGCACCUCGUACGUCUCCGCCCCGCGGGCGUGUACGCCACCGCGGCGAGAGACAAGGUCCUGAGGCUCUUGGCCGACGUCGUGAGCGCGCUCUCGACCGGCCGAACGGUCACGGUCGCGACGGGCGGCGCGGGGCGCUUCACGCUCGCCUUCGGCGGUUUCUCGCGGCGCUGUCUCGCGAGCACCACCGACGUCAUCCUCGCCUCCUGGCCACUCUGGCUGUACGCCAAUCCGGCGCUGGGGAAGUAUCUCCUGCGCCCGCUUCUCGCGUACCAGGCGAGCGGGAUGUAUCCGAAUCAGUGGAGCGCGCAUGGUUUGGGGACGUAUCCAAAGGCGUUGGAGCAUAACGAUGGGAAGGACCUGGCAAUGCCAGUGGAAGAAUGCGGCAACAUGCUCAUCAUGGCCCUCUCCUACACGCUCGCCACGAGCGACCACUCCCUCAUUACCACCUUACGUCCGUCUCCUCUUCCCUGCCCCGUCACUCCGCUGACACUGCAACAGUACACCCUCCUCGACCAGUGGACCCAGUACCUCGUCACCAACUCUCUCAUGCCGGCCAACCAGCUCAUUGCAGACGCCUUCGCGAGCUCUCUGGCGAACCAGACCAACCUCGCCAUCAAGGGCAUCGUCGGCAUCGAGGCGAUGAGCGUCAUUGCGAACAUGACGGGGGAUGCGGGGCGGGCGGCGAAUUACAGCUCUGUUGCGAGUGGGUAUGCUGAGCAGUUUAGCAAGCUCGCUAUGGCGAGCACCGAGGGACACUUGACGUUGAAUUACGGCGAUGAACGCAGCUGGGGCCUCGCGUACAACCUGUAUGCCGACGUGCUCCUGGGCACUCAGGUGUUUCCGAAGUCGUUAUAUCAGAUGCAGGACUGUUGGUACGGUACCGUCGCCAGCACGUACAGCGUCCCCCUAGACACUAGGCACACAUACACCGAAUCAGACUGGGAAAUCUGGAUGGCAGCUCUUGCCACUUCCACGCAGACGCGCGACCUCUUCAUCGAAUCCGUGCACAACUACGCCGCAUACAACGUUGGCAACAACAGCGAGCCAUUAGGCGACUGGUACGACGCGAUCUCGGGCGUGGCACAGGCAUUCCGCGCGCGCCCACAGGUCGGGGCACACCUUGCGCUCCUGGUUCUCAAUACCACCACGACAAAUGCGGGGGGUCAGGGAUGUGCACUUACCAGCACCAGUUCGUUUCCAGCAUUUUCUGGGACGCAGGGGCCGAGUACGACCGGCGGGGGUAGUGGUGCGGCGCCGAGCCAUACAAGCCCAGCGACCCGCGUAAUUGUUCGUCCUGUUCUGUUCGUGUCACUGGAAAUUUCCGUACUGGGGCUGUCGUCCGGCGUGUGGGAUCUGAUAUGGUGAUUUCUAGGGUGAAGUGCUUCGACUGUGUGUGUGUCACAUAUUUAUCAUCUUCCGACGCAGUACGCAAUAUUUAGCCACGUAUCUCGAAUUGAAAGCGAUUGACAGACAUUUCAUCAAUC